Molecule: messenger RNA, 1023 nt
Organism: Abrus precatorius (Indian licorice)
Lineage: Eukaryota; Viridiplantae; Streptophyta; Magnoliopsida; Fabales; Fabaceae
Product: protein LSM12 homolog
Exons: 4
Coding region: 59-613 (184 amino acids)
Source: RefSeq, a predicted model, not a curated record
CGCAAGGCACAGCAAUAGAAGCAGAAGAAAACAAACAAGAAAAAAAGGGGGAAAAAAAAUGGCCAUGAUGGAGGGGGGCAACAACAACCCUGAGGAUUUAGCGGUGGGGUGCUUGUUGUCGAUUAGGACAACGUUGGGCGACGAAUUCGAAGGCCAAGUUAUCACCUUUGAUCGCCCCUCUAAUAUCCUCGUACUCCAAGAAGGUUCCAAAUCUGGCCCUCGUCGAAACAUUAGGUUGUUGAAGGCUAAUUACAUCAAAGACUUCACCUUGUUGGGUCAAGCCGAAGACCCACUUGAUCCAAACAACUGUUAUCUUGACCUCACUGCUCUCCAAGCAAGGGAAGACGUUGCCAUCAGACAAGCAGAGGCUGAUGCUGAGAGGAUUGGGGUUGGUGUCACCCCCGAGGCACAGAACAUCUUUAAUGCUUUAUCUAAAACGCUUCCAGUCCGCUGGGACAAGACUGUCAUAGUUGUGAUGAAUGAAGUGCGUGUCAGCAGUCCUUAUCACCCCGAAUCUGUUGUUGGAGGCACUCCUGCUGCAAAUGAGCGGGUGAAGAAAGUGCUUGAGUUGGAGAAGAAGAGGUUGCAACGUCGCACUUCUGGUGGUCAGUGAAGUUUCACAUUUACAUCCUUUUAUGGUCAAGAAAGCAACUCCAAAGAGGAAACAUGUGAUGGGUAUGUUGCUUUUAGCAAAACCCUAUACAAGAGGGUUUUUCAAGGCAUAUUCCUUACUUCAGAUAUCUUUUGAUUACCUGCUGUCUUGAGCUCUCAAGUUCUGUCUUGCUUAUGGAGUUCAUUUGAGGUACUUCCUCCAGAUUCUUCUUAAAGAGUGAAUGAUGAAGCCUGUGAUUUAUGGUGUGUUGGACUUGGAACCCGAAUAGGUGACUGGGUUUAUAUAAUUUGUUGGUUUACCAUUGGGAAAUUGACCAAUUACAAUGAGCUAACAUGAACUCAACUUGAGUUUAAUUUGUUCCUUAUAUAAUAAACCAAAUGCUUUGGAUAAAUCAAGCUAAUAUUUCUACC